Molecule: messenger RNA, 3315 nt
Organism: Theobroma cacao (cacao)
Lineage: Eukaryota; Viridiplantae; Streptophyta; Magnoliopsida; Malvales; Malvaceae
Product: G-type lectin S-receptor-like serine/threonine-protein kinase At1g11300
Biological process (GO): recognition of pollen; protein phosphorylation
Cellular component (GO): plasma membrane
Molecular function (GO): protein serine/threonine kinase activity; ATP binding
Source: RefSeq, a predicted model, not a curated record
GUUAGUCUAUUUUGCCAAUCUUUUGGUAGCAGAACUUUCGGAGGACUUUUCUUGGUAAUAUUUUCAUACCUAACUAAUUUCACGUAACCUUAGAGAAGUCUCUGAACAUCUCAGACUUCUUCCUUAAUCUCAUUAAGUAAACCCCUCAAAUUGCUUCGAUCUGACCCAUUUCAGACAAAAGCAUGAGGAGAAGUAGUUUGUUUUCUCAUCUCAGCUUGCUGGUUUUUGUAUGCCUUGCCUUCAAAGCUAUUAAUGGUACUGAUACUAUUGAACAAGGUCAACCAAUUGCAUACCCAAGCACAAUCAUAUCAGCUGGGGGCAAAUUUGAACUUGGUUUCUUUUCUCCAGGAAACAACUCCAAGUACUACGUUGGAAUAUGGCACAAAGUGUCUAACCGAAGUAUUGUUUGGGUGGCAAACAGAGAUCAUCCCUUCCCUAGUGAAUCUUCGGUGCUUAGCAUCAACACUAAGGGAAAGCUUGUGAUUUCAGAUGGUAGAAUGUUCUACAUGGUGACAAACGUUAAAACUAGCCGCAACACUUAUGCCACGCUUCUAGAUUCUGGUAACCUAGUAUUGCUCAACAACAAUACCUUGGAAGUUUUGUGGCAAAGUUUUGAUGAUACCACAAAUACUAUUUUACCAGGAAUGACUGUUCAAGAUGAUUAUAGAUUCUCUAUAAAUAAUUGGUCGAUAGUGUCAUGGAGAAGCGUGGAGGAUCCAGCCCCUGGUUCUUUCUCUUUGGAACGAGAGCUGGAUGUAGCCCCUGGUAGGAAACUGAAUUUCAGAUAUAUUUUAACCAUUAAGAAGGGUUCCAAAUUAUACUGGACUGAUACUCGAAAUGCCUUUUGGAGGGCCAAUGAGUUUGGUCGGCGCUUUACUUCGGAAUUUCUUAAUACUUCCAGGAUUGCACAGAUUGUACUGGAUGAGUUUGGGCAGCUUAAGCUACAGUCCUGGUCUGAAGAUGACCAACGUUGGCAUACAUUAGAGUCUUCUAAGUGUUCAUAUCAUCGAUGUGGUGUUUUCAGCAUUUGUAACAUCACUACUGACACACCAUGCAGCUGUUUGAGAGGUUUCAAACCAAUUUCUGCCACUACUUCGAUCGAGAAUGGGACAUACAAAGGUUGUGUGAGAAAAACCAACUUGCAGUGCACCAACAGUGGAGAUCAUGUUCAGAAUGAUGAGUUUCUUCCGAAAUUUUUUGUAGAUUAUCCAAGUGAUGAAUAUGUUUUAGAUCAUACGAGUAGUGCAGCAGACUGCAAGGUAGAGUGCCUGAGCAAUUGUUCUUGCAUUGCUUAUGCUUAUGAUAUCAAGCGUGGGUGCCUGGUAUGGUAUGGAGAUCUCUUCGAUCUGAAGCAACUUCCUGAAAGUGAUGUUAAUGGAAAAAAUUUUUAUCUCAAGCUUGCGGCUUCUGAGCUAAUUACAAGUGAUACAAGCUCAACAAACGGAAUUACAGAAGACCAAAAGGAAAAAACUGACAAGAGGCAGCUUUGGACAAUUGUCAUACUAUCCUUAUCUCUAUCAAUGCUUGUUUUGGGCUUCUGUAUUUAUUUUGUCAGCAAAAAGCUUCAAUCCAAAGGGGAGGAUUUGUUAAAAUUUGAUUUGGCUAUGAGCCUAAAAGCUGAUGACACAGACUUGAAGGAGGCAAGUAAGCCGGGAAUACACAGGAAAAACGAAUCAAAACUCCCAUUUUUCAGUUUUGCAAGCGUUUCAGCCGCCACAGAUAAUUUUUCAGUCACAAAUAAGCUUGGUGAGGGUGGUUUUGGACCUGUCUACAAGGGAAUAUUACUGAAAGGUGAUGAGAUAGCUGUUAAAAGGCUAUCAAGAAGAUCUGGACAAGGAUGGGAGGAGUUGAAAAAUGAAGCACUUCUCAUAGCAAAGCUCCAGCACAAGAACCUUGUCAGGCUUUUAGGCUGCUGCAUCGAACGAGAUGAGAAGAUACUAAUAUAUGAGUACAUGGAAAAUAAAAGCUUGGAUUUUCUUCUUUUUGAUUCAAUCAAACGUAAGAUACUAGAUUGGCCUAUACGUGCUCGGAUCACUGAAGGGAUUGCUCAAGGGCUUCUUUAUCUUCAUCAAUAUUCUAGAUUGCCAAUUAUUCACAGAGAUUUGAAGGCUAGUAAUAUUCUGUUGGACAGCAACAUGAAUCCCAAAAUUUCAGAUUUUGGAAUGGCAAGAAUUUUUGGAGGGGGGGAAUUAAAAGCAAAUACAAAUCGAAUUGUUGGGACUUAUGGUUACAUGUCCCCUGAAUAUGCUUUGGAAGGCCUCUUUUCCGUAAAAUCGGAUGUCUUCAGCUUUGGGGUCUUGCUACUGGAGAUUGUGAGUGGGAGAAAGAAUACUGGUUUUUAUCAGUCUAAAUCUCUCCAUCUUCUUGGCUACGCAUGGGAUUUGUGGACAAGAGACAGGGCAUUGGACUUAAUUGAUCCAAUGCUGGAGGAAGUGCCUACACAUUUGGCAUUGAGAUAUGUAAACAUAGGGCUACUUUGCGUCCAGGACAAUGCAGAUGAUAGACCGACCAUGUCUUCUGUAGUCUCGAUGCUUAACAAUGAAACCAUGGCCCUGCCUUCUCCUAAGCAGCCAGCUUUCUUAAAUGCAAGAAGUAUGGUGAACCAGAACUUGGUAGAGAACGGGUCAGAGAUUUGCUCUGUAAACGAUGUAACAUUUUCAGUCUUGGAGGCUCGGUAACAUUUUUAAAGUUUCCUUAGUCAUAAGUUUUUGUCAUAUUACCUAAGCAUCAAUGAAUCGAAGAUUGUAUCUUUUAUGUCUAUCAGAUGUAUUCUGUAUUUCAUUAUGACCGAAUCCUCUUGGAUUUUAUUAUAUCAACUUUCUGUUUCUGAAAGAUUAGGUGAAAGAUGUCAUUUUUCAAUCUUGCUAAGUUAAUUGGAUCUUUUCACAUAGAAACAACAGUUUGCAGUCCUAGCCUUUUGGAUCCAACACUCCAGGAACAGUUAUUCAGCCAAUGCACUGAUUAGAUAUGUUUACAUUGCACUUCCUUGUAUUCAAGAACACGCAGUGGACAGACCAACCAUGUCUGAUGUCGUCUUGAUGCUGAGUAAUGAACUUACCGUCCUACCUUCUCCAAAACAACCAGCUUCCUCAAGUGAAAGAAGUAUGGUAGAUGUUAGACUAUUGAGAUCAUAUUGAAGAUACUUUGGCAGUAAAGGUUGUAGAUAUUUUUGACACCAUAAAUAGAAGGUGGACUUUUGAGUAUGAAAGAAGUGAGCAGGCUUUGGGAUGUCACAGCCGCAAUUCUGUCAAAAUAUGUCUGCUGUUUUUUGUCAUUUUGUAAACAAAAUCAUAAUUACCACCAUGGUUUUUAGUU